AUGACAUCAGCUCACAGGUCCUUCGGACCAGUGAUCCUGGUGUCUUCCACGACUGAUGGCACAGAAGAAGGGCCUUGUGACGUCAUUUCCGAGGAUAAUAAUACAUACGUGUGCUGUAAUGAUACUAUGAUGUUGCGCGGAAUCGGAAAAAAUGCCGCCUGUUGUGGGCAGGCCGUUUACAAAUACGACACACAUAUGUGCUGUGAUGGUAAAAUUUAUGAAGACGUUGCAGAUUUGGAGUGUUGUGGUAAAGAGAGAUUCAGUGUGAAAUACCAAGUGUGUCCUUCAGACAAGAUCAUUACAGAUGGGGACUUAAUGCUAUGUGGAAAUGACUACUACCAUUCUGGCUAUCGGAUGUGCUGUGGCCAAAUCACAUACCCUAUCUAUCAUCACGCUCGUUGUUGUGGCGAACGAAUGCAUGACAUAAGGACAAGCAUGUGUAUUGAUGGUGAGAUAGUCGAUCUGUUGACAGAAUGCUGUGGUGGUUCUGCCAUGAAUUCACAGUUUGAGCUUUGUUGUGAUGGAGGUUCUGGUGAAUAUUUCCCUAUAGUUAAGAACAAACCAGACGAUGACCGAUGCUGCCGGACGGAUGGCAAGACAUACACAAGUGCAACACAUGACUGUGGACCAAACGGGGUAGAACGGCGACGCUUACUCAUUUCUCACUGUGGAACACAAGAAUACAAUCCCAUCAGGGAUAUCUGUUGUGAGGGAUUUGUGUACAGAGGUGGCAAAUCUAGGGGACUCCAUUGUCAGGAUAUCAUAAGUCAUCCAACGCAAACCUCUAUUGAGGAGAUAUUUUUCCUUAACUGCCCCGACCAGUGUCCAAUCUCCACAAUUACGGAAAUACAUCAAGUAUACAAGUGUUCAUUCCACGCAUUUAUUGCCAAACGGAUACAAAAAUCAAAGCAUACAUUGGGAGGUCAUCGCCGCUUUCUUGUGACCUCCGACCUUAUGGCCGCUGUGGAUAACAGGAAAAGGAUAUUCAAGUUCUCGCAAAACUGCAAAUCGUGUAUACCAAAACCAAAGCGCAUCAUCGUGAUUGUGAAAGACUUGAUCUCCCCCGUCAAAACAUUUUUCAUAUUUAAAAACACAAAGAUCACCAGGAAGCAUUUGCGGAAGAUGUGUAACUGAAUAUGCCGAACCUUACAGACCUCUGCAGCAGUACAAGGCUUUUUUGCCUGCCUAAAAUCACAUAAUGAUAUUUUCACCCUCAUA
Molecule: messenger RNA, 1218 nt
Organism: Ylistrum balloti
Lineage: Eukaryota; Metazoa; Mollusca; Bivalvia; Pectinida; Pectinidae
Product: galaxin-like
Exons: 5
Coding region: 1-1134 (377 amino acids)
Source: RefSeq, a predicted model, not a curated record